AUGUCUAGAUCUAACAGUGUCAGCCCACCCGGAGUCGGUGCGCCUGGGUUGAGGGGAGGGACCGAGCACAGAUCAGCUUGGGGAGAGUCUGAGUCUGUGGCCAACGGUUGCCCAUACUCGGCCAGAUCCCCGCGCAAGAAGCUCACCCGGACUAACAGUCGGUGGAGGGAAGAGGAUGAUCUGGACCACCGGCAGCCCGGGCGAGCUUCCACGACCGUCAGCAGGGUCAGCUUCAGGUCCAGGUCGGCUUGGCAGGACCAUGGCGAGGAGAACCGAGACCGCGCGUCCCCUAAACGUCCAGACGACGAGGUGAGACCCAAAUCUGUAGAGCUGGGUCUGGAGGAGCGGAGAGCCAAGCCGAGGACCAACGAGGAGGAGGUCAUGCCCGAUGUAAACUUUUCUUUCGUGGCGUGCUGCACCAGCGUCAUGCACAUUUUCAAGUCCAAGAAAUUCCAGUCAGAGAAGUUGGAGCGGCUCUACCAGCGCUACUUUUUCCGUCUCAAUCAGAGCAGUUUGACUAUGCUCAUGGCAGUGCUGGUGCUGGUCUUCACGGUCAUGCUGGGCUUCCACUGCUCCGGUGGGACAGGGAGGCCGAGCGUAAUUUAUGUGGUGGUAUUUUCCGUUGCCAUCUUCCUCACUCUCAUACUCAUGGUGGUCUGCAACAGGAACGGGUUUCACCAGGACCAUAUGUGGAUUGUGUGCUAUGUGGUCAUCCUGGUGGUGCUGGUGAUCCAGGUGAUCGGAGUGCUGCUCGUGCAACCCAGAAGUGCCUCAGAGGGGAUCUGGUGGACCGUGUUUUUCAUCCAUGUCAUCUACACACUGUUGCCCGUCAGGAUGCGCGCCGCAGUCAUCACUGGAGUUAUUCUUUCCGUCAUCCACGUGGCUGUUUCUUGGAUGUUAAACGGCAUGGACAGCUUUAUGUGGAAACAGAUAGUGUCCAAUGUGCUCAUCUUCUCCUGUACCAACAUCGUGGGAGUGUGCACCCAUUACCCCGCUGAGGGCUCCCAGAGGCAGGCCUUCCAGGAGACCAGGGAAUGCAUCCAAGCUCGCCUCCACUCCCAGAGGGAAAACCAGCAGCAGGAACGUCUCCUGCUCUCAGUGCUUCCCCGCCAUGUUGCCAUGGAGAUGAAAGCUGAUAUAAACGCCAAGCAGGAGGACAUGAUGUUUCACAAGAUCUACAUCCAGAAGCACGACAACGUCAGCAUCUUAUUUGCAGACAUCGAGGGUUUCACCAGUCUGGCGUCCCAGUGCACAGCGCAGGAGCUGGUGAUGACUCUCAAUGAACUUUUCGCCCGCUUUGACAAGCUGGCAGCGGAGAACCACUGUCUGCGGAUCAAGAUCCUGGGAGAUUGCUACUACUGUGUGUCUGGGCUGCCAGAGGCAAGGGCUGACCAUGCUCACUGCUGUGUGGAGAUGGGGUUGGACAUGAUAGAGGCCAUCUCGCUGGUACGGGAGGUGACUGGGGUGAAUGUGAACAUGCGAGUGGGUAUCCACAGUGGCAGGGUGCACUGUGGAGUGCUGGGACUCAGGAAGUGGCAGUUUGAUGUCUGGUCCAAUGAUGUCACGUUAGCCAAUCAGAUGGAAGCUGGGGGGAAAGCUGGGCGUAUUCAUAUCACUAAGGCCACUCUGAAUUAUCUGAAUGGGGACUACGAUGUGGAGCCAGGAGCAGGGGUAGAAAGAAACGCCUACCUGAAGAAGCACAACAUAGAAACCUACCUCAUUGUGGGCUGCAGUCAGAAAAGGAAAGAGGAGAAGGCGAUGAUAGCCAAAAUGAACCGACAGAGGACCAAUUCUGUCACCCACAACAGCGGCCACUGGACUGAUCGUCCGUUCUACAACCAUCUGGCCGGAAACCAGGUCUCCAAGGAGAUGAAGAGGAUGGGUUUUGAAGACCCCAAGGACAAGCAUUUCAUUUUCAGAAACACACAGGAAAACCUAAACCCGGAGGACGAGGUGGACGAGUUCCUGGGCCGCGCCAUCGACGCACGCAGCAUCGACCGUCUGCGCUCUGAACACGUCAAGAAAUUCCUGCUCACCUUCAGAGAGCCUGACCUGGAGAAAAAGUACUCCAAACAGGUGGACUCGAGGUUCGGGGCUUACGUGGCCUGCGCCUCCCUCGUUUUUCUCUUCAUCUGCUUCAUCCAGAUCGUCAUUGUGCCACCCUCUAGUCUGAUGAUCGGCUUCUUUAUCACCUGUCUAAUUGUCCUGACGACUGUCAUGUUCGUCUCAGUUGUCUACUGCUGUUUUGGGCUGUUCCCAGUCCCUCUGCAGACGCUUUCUAAGAGAAUAGUCCAGUCUAGACUGAACAGCACCCUGGUGGGCGUCUUUACAAUCAUCAUUGUCUUUCUUUCUGCUUUCAUCAAUAUUUUCACCUGCAGCAGCCACGACCUGCGGAGCUGCAUCAAAGCUGAGCUCAACAUCAGCCUGGACAGCGUGAAUGCCUGCCACGCCCACGUCCUCAACUACAGCCUGGACUCCCAGCACAGCCCCUGUGGAGACGACAUCCUCAUCUGCAGCUUUCCUGAGUACUUCUCGUCCUGUGUGCUGCUGAGCCUGCUGGCCUGCUCAGUCUUCCUGCAGGUCAGCAGCAUCGGUAAACUGUUCCUCAUGCUCUUCAUUGAGCUGCUAUACCUUCUCAUCAUGGAGGUGCCCAAAGUCAGCCUCUUUGACAACCAGGACCUGCUGGUCAUGGCCAAUGCCAUCAACGCUGUCGAGCACAUGAAUGGAACAAGCUGUGUGGUGGACUCCAAGGUUCCUCUGAAGAUCAUGACCCCAGUGGUCAUCACUGUCUUCGUUCUCGCCCUUUACCUUCAUGCUCAGCAGGUGGAGUCCACGGCCAGGCUCGACUUCCUCUGGAAGCUUCAGGCCACAGAGGAGAAGGAGGAGAUGGAGGAGCUGCAGGCCUACAACCGGCGUCUGCUUCAUAACAUCCUGCCCAAAGAUGUGGCCGCCCACUUCCUGCAACGCGAGCGGCGUAAUGACGAGCUCUACUACCAGUCGUGUGAAUGCGUCGCAGUCAUGUUCGCCUCCAUCAGCAACUUCUCCGAGUUCUACGUGGAGCUGGAGGCCAACAACGAGGGCGUGGAGUGUCUGCGGCUGCUCAACGAGAUCAUUGCUGACUUCGAUGAGAUCAUUAGUGAGGAUCAGUUCCGUCAACUGGAGAAGAUCAAGACCAUCGGCUCCACCUACAUGGCGGCCUCCGGCCUCAACGACUCAACAUACGACAAGGCCGGGCGCUCACACAUCCGCGCUCUGGCCGACUACGCCAUGAGGCUGAUGGACCAGAUGAAAUACAUCAAUGAACACUCCUUUAAUAACUUCAAAAUGAAAAUAGGACUUAACAUUGGCCCUGUGGUUGCUGGGGUGAUCGGGGCCAGGAAGCCUCAGUAUGACAUCUGGGGGAACACAGUGAAUGUGGCAAGUCGCAUGGACAGCACAGGUGUACCAGAGAGGAUCCAGGUGACCGCAGACCUGUACCAGGUACUGAGCUCCUAUAACUACACACUGGAGUACAGAGGCGUGGUCACGGUCAAGGGCAAAGGAGAGAUGAUGACCUACUUCCUUACCAGUGGACCCUCUAGCAGUUAACCUACACUAAAAUGACAGACAAGACACGUGGGGUUUAAGCGCCUUAACUCCGCCUCUGUCAUAAUGAGCAGCCUCAUGGACCUCUGACAACUUACAGUGGACUGAGACCAACCGAAGCGUCUCUUCUCACAGCGCAGAACCCUUCUUGAAUCUACUGAGGCCACAGUGAGGAGGGAUGAGGAAACUCAUCCGAAAGCUCAGCUUGCGGAGGAGACUAAGUGGGAGAGGCCUAGCUAGCCUGACUCUGACGCUGAGACCAAAGAUGUCCAAUCAGAGCGUCAAGACAGAUUUGUGAGGUCCUAAAGGAAAAAUGUUCUCUGAGAAAUUUUAAUUGCUUCAGUCUGCCAGAUUUUCUGAGGGGUUUGGACAAACCUGCGGGAAGACGUAAACUACGUCACUUCCUCUCUUUCUCUGCCUUUUUCCUGCUGAAGUAUAUAUGUACACGUAAAACAGACAGUUUUAUGUGUAUGUAUAAGAUUUUAUGUACUGUAUGUAAAACACAUUUUGUCCAUGUUGUGAUACAGGUACAAAUCUCUCAAGUGUGGCACCACAGCACUACCUGUCUUUGUAUCGAUAUCUGAUAUAUCAUGUCAGCAAUUAACCGAUUAACAGAAGAGUUGCACUAAGUUGUGUCUUAAUGGUGAAGAAAGUCUUUCAGGUGAGGACGUCCCUCAGAGACAGUUUGAGCUGUUUUUUGUAAGAACAGACAGGAAAAGCUUAACAGUGUUUACAGAAAGUUUCCCGUCAGACAUAUAAAAUCAACUCACUGCAGUAUCAACAGCAUAUACACACACCUUAAACACAAAGAGGAUGUCAAUGAAGAGCUUUUUCUAAUCUUCGACAUUUUAUAUUUUGACUCCAGAACACCAAACCCUAUCAGAUAUUUUAAGAUUCUAUAUUUUGUACAUUAAUAUAUAUUAGAGAGGUAUCUAUAAACACCAACGUGUAUUCAGAUGUACAUACUCUUAUCACACACAUGUUGGGAUUUCAGAAAUCCUCACUAGUGUUGCCUGGUCUUAAAGUGGAGCCACAGCUGAUGUACCAUUAACUUCAGCCUAUCGACGCACUCGAACGCCCGUUUUUCUUGCUCUUUUCGCAGAAUUGAGAUUUUUUCGAUCUGCAGGAAGUCAACCGUUGGCUGAUUAGAAGGGUGUUUCUGAUGACUCCCUUCUCUCAGUGUGUUUAAAUCUCACGGUGAGAAGGAAGCGUCACACCGAGCGAGUGCGCACUUUGAAUGACAGACUAGAGGACGGGAGUGCAUCAGUCUCGGUGCUCAAAAGCCAUUUUGCACUCCAGUGCAUCCAGCCGUCCAACCCUUCCAGCACCGCUCCACAUCUCCCCCUCUUGCUUGCUCAAUCAGAUGGUACGACCCAAUGAAUGUCCAAUGAUCUCCGAUGAGGCCUUUAACAUGAACUCUAUACUAAUGAUGGUGAUGAUGCUCAUCCUGUGGACAGGGAAAGACCAGCCCAUAUGGAAAUGUAUCCUUUUAUCUGCUGUUUUUUUUUUCUUAUCAGAGCAGUUUUCUUCAGUAUUACAACAGUACUCAGCAUGUCACUCAACAAACUGUUUUUAACCUGGCCGUGUCCGUAGAUUUUUGUGAUUUUUAGUGGUUCCUACCAAACACUACAGCUGGUUCUGUUUGUUUUGGCUGAGUCGCACAGUACAGCAGUCAGUAAAUGUCUGGAGGGGACUGUCAAGUUCUUAUAUAGAGGAAUAUAGCAAAUUUGGGACGGGAGCUUAAAGGAUAAGGCCAACAUUAUUCAGUAUUUUUUUUUUCCUGUCAGCAAAUCUCAUGAGAGCACCAAAAUCAACAAUGUGUUACUUUCUGACUUCUCUACACACAUUACACCCUCAGGCUAUUUGUUCCUUGUGAGGACAUAAAUCUUUCAAACGCUGUAGUUGUUAGGAAACAUUACCCAAACAGGACUAAGUAGAUUAUUAAGUUGGACUAUUUGUGUUUUUAAAGCACUUUCGUUACUCUACACUAGUGAGCGCUUACUCCACCAGGACAUGGUGGAGUAAACGUUGUGGCACUGACUUAAAAUGAAACACAAUCUAUGGCGUCUUGACUGUGCCACCACAGUUAACUGUAGACUUUUUAAGUUUUUAAACAGAAUCUAUUAAUAUACUCAUCAAUUUCAAGAAGCCGUAAGAAUUGAAUUAAGUAAAAAAUGAAGAUUUAAAGUCAGAAUCACAAAAUAGAUAUAAACAGAUGAGCAAAUUUAACCUAUUUUGAAUUUUAUAAUUCAGGAUUCAAAUGAAAAUUCGACAUAUAAAAUUGAUCCAAUAAAACAGCAGGUAAAGCAGGUAAUGCUUUUCAUGGGGUUUGUUGACAGUUAAAAAAAAAAUGUAGAUAAGCACCAGACUUAUCCUUCAAACACUGAUGGUUUGGCUUUUAGUUUCCUGUUUGAAAAUAACAAGCGAAACUUGGCACUUAGAAGGUUUGCUUUUAGUCUGUACAAUGGAAAGCCUAUGCUGGUCUACUCUGGUGGUUUGUUUUGCUAAUGUACUGUACCGCUGCAACCAUUACCACACACCACUACUAAAAAUUUAAGUGUCAUCCCAUCUGACUCACUGAAUGCAGUGCCAUUCUAUGCCCAUGUGAGCCCUUUGUUUUCUACUGUUCAUUGUGCAGGAUUGUGCCAUUAGAAAACACAAGGGGUGAGAGAAAAGGCACAGAUCUGAGAUGAGGGGUGCAGCUAUGAGGUGUCUGAGCGAAUAUAUUCUUAGACUUAAAGAACAGGAAGAGCUCACCUCCUUUUCAUUUCUGCAGCUGAGGAUCCUCAUGAUGACUCUGACAAGAUGACAAGAUGAGGCAGCGUCUGUGACAAAAACAGCUUCAGAGACAAAAUCAUGGUUGUUUUUGUUGUCAUGCCAAACACUAUGCUCUUUUGUUGUUGUUUUUUUUUACAGUCAAAUAAACUGCUGAGAUGUU
Toxotes jaculatrix (banded archerfish) is the source of this 6523-nucleotide messenger RNA. RefSeq names its product adenylate cyclase 5 (gene adcy5). Gene Ontology annotation, biological process: cAMP biosynthetic process; intracellular signal transduction; adenylate cyclase-activating G protein-coupled receptor signaling pathway. The record is from RefSeq and is a predicted model, not a curated record. Bases 1 to 3588 code for a protein of 1195 amino acids. The transcript has 21 exons. Lineage: Eukaryota; Metazoa; Chordata; Actinopteri; Toxotidae. Gene Ontology annotation, molecular function: adenylate cyclase activity. Gene Ontology annotation, cellular component: plasma membrane.